Messenger RNA from Apis florea (little honeybee), 2276 nucleotides. It is a transcript of the gene dve, whose product is annotated as SATB1_N and homeodomain domain-containing protein dve. Gene Ontology annotation, biological process: chromatin remodeling; regulation of transcription by RNA polymerase II. The record is from RefSeq and is a predicted model, not a curated record. Gene Ontology annotation, molecular function: RNA polymerase II cis-regulatory region sequence-specific DNA binding; DNA-binding transcription factor activity, RNA polymerase II-specific. NCBI's taxonomy places the organism in Eukaryota, Metazoa, Arthropoda, Insecta, Hymenoptera, Apidae.
GAGACAGAGAAGAAAGGAAAGAAGAAAUGGCGGCGACUUCCCAGCCCAGGGAUAAUUAUUGAGGGACACUCCGCGAGGGAAUGGAUUUUCAGAGCGCUAUGGACACGUUCGUAGAGGCAUGGAUGGCUGCAAACACGAAAACGGAUCAAGUGCAGAGCCAAGCUUUGGCAUUGACACACAAGGCCUCGCCACCUUCGAGGCCGAGCAGUGUGUCCUCGUUACCGAGGAGCCCUCAGUCUCACCAGUCCCAACAGUCUCAGCCGCAGAAUGCUGGGCAACUUCCGCCUGUGCAUCCUCAUCAAUCGCAGACGCCGCUCAGCACACCCCAGACACCGUUCUCCGCCGCGCACAACCAACACCCGAAGCAAGAGGCGAACGCGAGCCCGAAACAGGAGGGGUUCGAUCUCAGCAAAUCUACCUCAAGCACGGGGAAAAAUCUUCCGGUGCACUGCGUGGUCGAGACCAUACACAACAUCGUCGAGACGCACGUGAGCAACGCUCGUGAGAAUUGGCGCAGGCCUCAGGUGGAGACCGACUCCUACGUGAUCAUUCCGGUGGCUAUGCCUUUCCAGGAUCUGGUGGGCGAGGCUCUGGUGCGGCUCGGUUACUCGAGCGACUUGAUACCGAGCGCGAGGGGCAGCAUCGUGAUAAGGAAUUGGAAACCGUUGCCGAUGGAGAAGGUGGCGGACGGCCCCCUGUUGACGGUGGGCGACAUACUGGCCGAGUUGACGUCGGUCGCCACCCUCAAGAUCCAGGUGUACAGGUCGAGGCCGCCGCCCCCGAGCCCUGCCGCCGAGGUCAGGAACAAAUUGUUGAGGCUGUUGUUGCUGCACAGCCACGCGCUCCUCGUCUCGGCCGGUUGCCCCCUCGACGAGAUGACACUAUUAUCUCUAUGCAGAGGCGGGAACGAUUUAUCGGAAGAAACUAAACGAAACUUCGAGUCAUGGUUGCAACAGCAACAAUUGGGUCUAGGUUUGAACCCAAUGGUGCCAACCUCGAAUCAUCACCACACGCAGAGCCCUCAGCCGGAUGGUGGCGGUACCAUAGGAUCUGCGGGUGGCACGAUCGGCCCUCCACAUCCUGCUCUUCUUCAGUACUCGCAUAAAACUAGGAUGAGAACGAGUUUCGAUCCUGAGCUGGAACUACCGCGUCUUCAGCGAUGGUUCGGUGAGAAUCAACACCCGUCGCGUCAACAGAUUCAACACUACGUCUCGGAAUUGAAUGCCCUAGAAUCUCGGCGAGGCAGGAAGCCGUUGGACGUAAAUAACGUAGUCUACUGGUUCAAGAAUGCAAGAGCCGCCCAGAAAAGGGCUGAAAACAGAGGUGUUAAUGGUUACAGUCCUCCUGGGCUCAGCCCGAGAGGUGCCAGUAUUGUCAGCGAAGAUUGUACCGACGAGGAAGAGGAUUCGAGGAAUCAGUCGACAUCACCGUCUCCCUGUCCACCUGGAAGCCCACCAGUCGGCCCAUUGUCGCUCACAACCAGACCGGAGGAUCAACAACCUCCACCUUCGACACCAUCCUCGGUAAAACAAGAGGAUGCAAGGGUAUCUUCUGGUUCUGAGGACGACGAGACGAGGCCGACCGGUCCUCUACCGCCUGGAUUUUCUCUGGUGCCCAGUUCUAUGUUCGGCCAUGGGAUAAUGUACAUGUCACCUUAUCUGCCGCCUCGUGGGCCAGCUGGUUGUUCGACCAGCAUGUUGGACGAAAGGAGGAAAAGGAACCGGACGUUCAUCGAUCCCGUGACGGAAGUGCCCAGACUCGAAGCUUGGUUCACUCACAAUACUCAUCCCAGCCAUGCGCUGAUACUGAAAUACACGGAGGAAUUGAACAGGAUGCCGUAUCGGCAGAAGUUUCCCCGACUGGAGCCGAAGAACGUGCAAUUUUGGUUCAAGAAUCGGCGGGCCAAGUGCAAACGUUUGAAAAUGGCAUUGUUCGAGGGUGAAUCGCCCCAACCGCACCCGUAUCACGCGGACUAGCUCUCGUCUCUUCGUAUAACGUAAAAAGUAGGAGCAACCGAGAUGUCGCGAGAUGGCAUUAUCAUUUAUAAUACCGGAGGAUGAAGGAGGUGGAGUAAGAAGGAAAAAAAUAAAAUAAAUAAAUAAACAAAAACCAUCGUUAAUCAACCUGUUAUUUCUUUAAUAUCGUUGAACCGCGACCAUAUUCGCCACGGUCGCCACUUUUGUUGUAAUUAAUUCGCGUAAUAAUUAAUAUAAUAUGGACCUUAAUAAGUGUACAUAUGAGAAUAUUGUCGAAUAAAAAGGUAUACGUCACGAUUC